Molecule: messenger RNA, 3394 nt
Organism: Callithrix jacchus (white-tufted-ear marmoset)
Lineage: Eukaryota; Metazoa; Chordata; Mammalia; Primates; Cebidae
Biological process (GO): regulation of transcription by RNA polymerase II
Cellular component (GO): nucleus
Molecular function (GO): RNA polymerase II transcription regulatory region sequence-specific DNA binding; DNA-binding transcription factor activity, RNA polymerase II-specific
Source: RefSeq, a predicted model, not a curated record
GGGAGAUCCACAGCUAUGACGCCAGGACCCCCUGGAAGCCUGGAAAUGGAACCAUUAACAUUUAAGGAUGUGGCCAUAGAAUUCUGUCUGGAGGAGUGGCAAUGCCUGGAUACGGCACAGCAGGAUUUAUAUAGGAAUGUGAUGUUAGAGAACUACAGAAACCUGGUCUUCCUGGGUAUUGCUGUCUCCAAACCAGACCUGAUCACCUGUCUGGAGCAAGGAAAAGUGCCCUGGAAUAGGAAGAGACAUGAGAUGGUGGCCAAACCCCCAGUUGUAUGUUCUUAUUUUGCUCAAGACCUUUGGCUAGAGCAGGGCGUAGAAGAUUCUUUUCAAAAAGUGAUAUUGAGAAGACAUGGAAAAUGUGGACAUGAGAAUUUGCAGUUAAAAAUUUGUUGCGCCAAUGUGGAUGAGUCUCAAGUUCACAGAAAAGGUUAUAAUAAUCUUAACCAGAGUUUGACAACUGCACAGAGCAAAGUAUUGCAAAGUGAUAAAUAUGCCAAAGUCUUUCAUAAAUUUUCAAAUUCAAACAGACACAAGAUAAGGCAUACUGGAAAGAAACUUUUGAAAUGUAAAGAAGAUGACAGAUCAUUUUGUAUGCCUUCACACCUAUCUCCACAUAAAAGAAUUUAUACUAGAGAGAAUUUCUUCGAAUGUGAAGAAUGUGGCAAAACCUUUAAUAGGUCCUCAGCGCUUACUUAUCAUAAGAGAAUUCAUACUGGAAAGAAAGCCUACAAACGUGAAAAAUGUGGCAAAGCCUUCAACUGGUCCUCAAGACUUACUGAACAUAAGAGAGUUCAUGCUGGAGAGAAACCCUACAAAUGUGAAGAAUGUGGCAAAGCUUUUAAUCAGUCCUCAACCCUUACUAAACAUAAGAUAAUUCAUACUGGAGAGAAACGUUACAAGUGUGAAGAAUGUGGUAAAGCUUUUAAUCAAUCCUCAAUCCUUACUAAACAUAAGAGAGUUCAUGCUGGAGAGAAACCUUACAAAUGUGAAGAAUGUGGCAAAGCUUUUAACCGGUCCUCAAACCUUACUAAACAUAAGAGGGUUCAUGCUGGAGAGAAACCCUACAAAUGUGAAGAAUGUGGUAAAGUGUUCACCUGGUCCUCAAACCUUAUGGAACAUGUAAGAAUUCAUACUGGAGAGAAACCCUACAGAUGUGAAGAAUGUGGCGAAUCCUUCACUUGGUUCUCAAGCCUUUCUAAUCAUAAGAUAAUUCAUACUGGAGAGAGACCCUACAAAUGUGAAGAAUGUGGCAAAGCUUUUAAUCGAUUUGGAAUUUUCACUAAACAUAAACUAAUUCAUGCUGGAGAGAAACCCUACAAAUGUGAAGAAUGUGGCAAAGCUUUCUCCUGGGCCUCAAGCCUUAGUGAACAUAAGAGAAAUCACACUGGAGAGUACCCCUACAGAUGUGAAGAAUGUGGCAAAGCCUUUAAAAAGUCCUCGCUUCUUACUAGACAUAAGGUAAUUCAUGCUGAAGAGAGACCCUACAAAUGUGAAGAAUGUGGCAAAACUUUUAACCGGUCUUCAACCUUUACUUAUCAUAAGAGAAUUCAUACUGGAGAGAAACCCUACAAAUGUGAAGAAUGUGGCAGAGCCUUUAGCUGGUCCUCAAGCCUUUCUAAUCAUAAGGUAAUUCAUGCUGAAGAGAGACCCUACAAAUGUGAAGAAUGUGGCAAAGCUUUUACUCAAUUCUCAAUUUUUAGUAAACAUAAGGUAAUUCAUGCUGGAGAGAGACCCUACAAAUGUGAAAAAUGUGGCAAAGGCUUCACCUGGCCCUCAAGCCUUAGUGAACAUAAGAGAUAUCAAAACCCUUCCAAAUGUAAAGAAUGUGGCAAAGUCUUUAAAAAGUCCUCACUUCUUACUAGACAUAAGGUAAUUCAUACUGAAGAGGAACCCUCCAAAUGUAAAGAAUGUGGCAAAGCCUUUAACCGGUCAUCAGCCCUUACUCAUCAUAAGAGAAUUCAUAUUGGAGGAAAAACCCUAGAAAUGUGAAGAAGGUGGCAAACCUUUUAACUGUUCCUCAAUUCUUUGCUUUUUUGUGAUACGGAGUUUCGCUCUUGUUACCCAGGCUGGAGUGCAAUGGCGCGAUCUCGACUCACUGCAACCUCCGCCUCCUGGGUUCAGGCAAUUCUCCUGCCUCAGCCUCCUGAGUAGCUGGGAUUACAGGCACGUGCCACCAUGCCCAGCUAAUUUUUUGUAUUUUUAGUAGAGACGGGGUUUCACCAUGUUGACCGGGACGGUCUCGAUCUCUUGACCUCAUGAUCCACCCGCCUCGGCCUCCCAAUGUGCUGGGAUUACAGACUUGAGCCACCGCGCCUGGCCCCUGAAUUCUUACUAAACAUAAGGUAAUUCAUACUGGAGGGAAUCCCUACAAGUGUGUGCAAUGUGUCAAAGCCUUUAAGUAGUCCUUGAGGUUUACUAUAUAUAAGACAACUCAUACUGGAAAGAAACCCUACACACAUGAAGAAUGUGGGAAAGCCUCUAACAGAUCCUCAAUUCUUUUUUUUUUUUUUUUUUUUUUUUUUUUUUGAGACGGAGUUUCGCUCUUGUUACCCAGGCUGGAGUGCAAUGACACAAUCUCGGCUCACUGCAACCUCUGCCUCCUGGGUUCAGGUAAUUCUCCUGCCUCAGCCUCCUCAGUAGCUGGGAUUACAGGCACACGCCACCAUGCCCAGCUAAUUUUUUGUAUUUUUAGGAGACACGGGGUUUCACCAUGUUGACCAGGAUGGUCUCGAUCUGUUGACCUCAUGAUCCACCCGCCUCGGCCUCCCAAAGCGCUGGGAUUACAGGCUUGAGCCACUGCUCCCGGCCGAUCCUAAAUUCUUAACAGAUUUAAGAUAAUUUAUGCUAGAGAAGCUACAAACCUGAAAGGUGUGACAAUGCUUUUGGCAGCACCUCAAACUUUUCUAAGUAUAAAAUCAUACUGAUGAGAAAUCCUAGAAAUGUGAAGAAUGUGAUAAAGCUUUCAAAUGGCUGUCACACUUGAUUGGAGAAAACUACUAAUGUGAACAAUGUGGUAAAUAUUUACCCAGUGCUUACACCUUAUUGCACAGGAAAGCAUUUAUACUUGAGAACAAAUCUUCAAAUAUAAAGAAAGUGGAGGCCAUGCAUGGUGGCUCAUGCCUGAAAUCUGAGUACUUUGGGAGGCUGAAAUGGGCAGAUCCCUUGAGGUCAGGAGUUCAAAACCAGCCUGGCCAACAUGGCAAAAACCCAUCUUUACUAAAAAUGCAAAUAAAUUAGCCAGUCAUGGUGGCAGGCACCUGUAAUCCCAGCUACUCUGAAGGCCGAGGCAGGAGAAUCGCUUGAAUCCAGGAGGCACAGCUUGCACUUAGCCAAGAUUGCACUACUGCACUCCAGCUUGGACUACAGGGAGAGACUCUGUCUAAAACAAAAA